Dipodomys ordii (Ord's kangaroo rat) is the source of this 1994-nucleotide messenger RNA. It is a transcript of the gene Nek6, whose product is annotated as NIMA-related kinase 6. Gene Ontology annotation, biological process: protein phosphorylation. Gene Ontology annotation, molecular function: ATP binding; protein kinase activity. The record is from RefSeq and is a predicted model, not a curated record. The transcript is spliced from 9 exons. Lineage: Eukaryota; Metazoa; Chordata; Mammalia; Rodentia; Heteromyidae. The coding region runs from base 25 to 966 and encodes 313 amino acids.
GCCCUGGGGAGGCUGGCAUGCAGCAUGGCAGGACAGCCCAGUCACCUGCCCCAAGGAGGGAGCCCCAGCAACCUCUGCCACACACCGGCGCCUGCGCACCCUUCAGACUCACAGAGACACCCCAGCACCCUGGCUUUCCGUUGCUCGCUGGCCGACUUCCAGAUUGAGAAGAAGAUAGGGCGAGGACAGUUCAGCGAGGUGUACAAGGCCACCUGCCUGCUGGACAGGAGGACAGUGGCCCUGAAGAAGGUGCAGAUCUUUGAGAUGAUGGACGCCAAGGCCAGGCAGGACUGCGUCAAGGAGAUCGGCCUCCUCAAGCAACUGAACCACCCGAACAUCAUCAAGUACUUGGACUCGUUUAUCGAGGACGACGAGCUGAACAUUGUUCUGGAGCUGGCCGACGCAGGCGACCUCUCGCAGAUGAUCAAGUACUUUAAGAAGCAGAAGCGGCUCAUCCCGGAGAGGACAGUGUGGAAGUACUUCGUCCAGCUGUGCAGCGCCGUGGAGCACAUGCACUCCCGCCGGGUCAUGCACCGAGACAUCAAGCCUGCCAACGUAUUCAUCACGGCCACGGGCAUCGUGAAGCUCGGAGAUCUCGGUCUGGGCCGCUUCUUCAGCUCGGAGACCACAGCAGCCCACUCGCUAGUUGGGACACCAUACUACAUGUCUCCGGAGAGGAUCCACGAGAAUGGCUACAACUUCAAGUCCGAUAUCUGGUCCCUGGGCUGCCUGCUUUACGAGAUGGCUGCUCUCCAGAGCCCCUUCUAUGGAGACAAAAUGAACCUCUUCUCCCUGUGCCAGAAGAUCGAGCAAUGCGACUACCCGCCCCUCCCAGGCGAGCACUACUCUGAGAAGCUUCGAGAACUGGUCAGUAUGUGUAUCUAUCCUGACCCCAACCAGAGACCGGACAUCAGUUACGUGCACCAGGUUGCCAAACAGAUGCACAUCUGGACAUCCAGUGCCUGAACAUGGCUGCGCCGCGCCUUAUCAAAGCCAACGCCACCUCGCCUUCUCCCCAGAGUGGCGCCUAGGAGCCUGCACAGCCCAGAGCAGCCUUCGGCAGACUCCCGGGCAGCUAAGCUGAAUGCAGAGCAGCAGAGCCCCAGUCGAUCGCAAAGUCUUCCUCUGAACAGUGGAGGAGUCUCUGCUGCGCUGGCAGGGGCGGCGGGCUCGGGGCGCCUUGUGUCUGGACUGUAAUGUGAAUCUUUCGCCGAGACCUGGCCAGGUCCCCACCGGCAGGAGCCAGUGUGACUGGCAUGUGAGCCUUUGAAAAUGGUUAGCUGCAAGCAGAGUGUUAGUUCUUAGUAUCUUUCCAAUCAAGCAAUAUGCUUAAUUUACUCUGUUGUAAAGGGAUAAAGUGGAAAUUAUUUUUUAAGAGAUGAGGGAUUUUGUUCCUAUUUGUCUGCGUUUUAUAACCUGAUGAGCACCAACAAGGAGACUCUAGUCUCUGGUGGAGCUUCAGGAGGGAAAUGGUAGCUGCAAGCCAUGGGCCCUGCUUGCAGCCCACAAGUUUGCCCUGUUCCCCUGAACCCCUGCCUCAUGCCAGGCAGUGUCACCUUCUGGGAGGCUCCGGCUCACUUUGUGAUCAGUGUUAAGCUUAAUUCCUUAUGGGAAGGAAGCAUGGUCUACAAAAAACAAUCUAAUGGCUUCGCCCUCAGGCUGCUCUUUACAGAUUCUGAGUUUGCAUCUUCCUGGCGCGACCUUGGGCAUGUUCCUUAGCCUCUCUGAACUUAGAAAAUGGGACUUGGUAGUUUCUACCUUCAGGGCUGCCCACAGAAUUAGAAAUAAAACAUGGAAGUGAGCUAGCACAUUGCAGGUGAUCCAAACGCGGCAGCCAGCCACCCAUUCAGAAAGCUCGAGUCCACGGACCACGCAAGUCAAGAAUUAAAAGUAACUGUAUCAUGUGCAGGAAAGCCAAAAUAUGUUCAUUUAUUUCCUGCUCCCACAUAGGAGUAACUGUGAAGACUAAUUUAUAAAUGUGAAUUCUGGAGGAA